UGUGGCAGAGAGAGAGAAAGAGAGAAAGAGAGACAGCAAGAGAGAGCGCGAGAGACAGACCGACUGAAAGAGCGCGAGAGAGAGUAAUUGCCUUAUCUGGCCUUCAGACGUGUGUUUCUCUUUUUGCACGAACCUCUCGAACCUUCUCAGGGACCCUGCAGCGGUCUGGCAAACUGAAUCUGAGCUGAACUCGGCAUGGGGAGGGAUGGACGGAGGGGAGGGGAGGUGCCCUUUCUCUCCCCUCUCCACCUUUUCUCCCUCCAUCCAUCCCCCUUCUCUCUCGCUCUCCUUCCAUCCGUCUCUUUCUCCCAUCCCUCUCUCCACCCCCCUCCCCUUCUCCUUGGCAGCUGUCCGUACUCUGUUGGCAGGGGUGAUAGAAUAAAAACAGGAACCCCGGACUUUGAGGAGUGAGAACAAAAAAAAAAGUGUAGUGAUCCAUUGAACCAAGAGGUUCUUAAUUACAUCGUGUCCAGUAUUGGCUCUGUCAUUUUUUAAAGCUUUUUUCCCUUUCUUUUUUUUCAUGUUUUUUUUUGUGUGUGACUCGCAGACCUGGGUGAUUGGUAAUUGACUUGCGGAGGAUAAAACCAGCUGCUCGGGACGGGACCGGGCAUUUUGGAGCAAGAUGGCUAACAGGACGGCACUGUGCCUCCUGUUCGGAUUGCUCUCCUUAGCUCUGUAUCGACCGUCUCUGCAAGGAGGGGUCGCUCCACCUGCUGGGGGUGGAGUUGGUGGAGCCAUAGCUGGUCUUGGAGCCGGAGGAACUGGAUUUGGACCAGGAGCAGGAGGUCUCGGAACUGGAGGUCUUGGAGCUGGAGGUCUCGGAGCUGGAGGUCUAGGAGCCGGAGGUCUUGGAGCUGGCGGCCUUGGUCCAGGUAUCGGAGCUGGCAUAUGGCAAUACCCGCUAUACCCAGGAGCUGGUGGGGUUGCAGGAUACAAACCAGGCAAAGCAGGAGGUGGAGUGGGGCCUGGUGGCUUUGGACCUGGUGGAGUUGGACCAGGAGGAGUCCGGCCUGGUGGGUUUGGACCAGGAGGAGUCGGACCAGGAGGAGUUGGACCUGGCGGGUUUGGACCUGGCGGAGUCGGACCUGGAGGAGUUGGACCAGGAGGAGUCGGACCUGGUGGGUUUGGACCUGGUGGAGUCGGACCUGGAGGAGUUGGACCAGGAGGAGUUGGACCAGGUGGAGUUGGACCAGGAGGAGUCUGGCCUGGCGGGUUUGGACCAGGAGGAGUUGGACCAGGUGGAGUCGGACCAGGAGGAGUUGGACCAGGAGGAGUUGGACCAGGUGGAGUCGGACCAGGAGGAGUCCGGCCUGGAGCUGGUGGAAAACCUUCAAAGCCAGGAAAACUGCCAGGUGGAUACGGGUACGGUACUCUUGGUGUAGGAACUGGUGGAGUCGGACCAGGUGGAGUAGGAGCUGGUCCUGGAACUGGAGGUAUCGGGCCUGGUGGUUAUGGACCAGGUGGAGUAGGACCAGGUGGAGUCGGGCCAGGUGGUUAUGGACCAGGUGGAGUCGGACCAGGUGGAGUAGGACCAGGUGGGGUUGGACCAGGUGGGGUUGGACCAGGUGGAGUAGGACCAGGUGGAGUUGGACCAGGUGGAGUUGGAGCUGGACCAGGCGGUUAUGGCGGUUAUGGUGGGUACGGACCUGGUGCUGGUCGCUUCUUCCCUGGAGCAGGAGGGACGGGGCUGAAGCCCUCCAAAACAGGGCCUGGAUCCAGGGGGACUGUGCUGGGAGGAGGAGGUGUUGGAGGUGGCCCCGGAGGAGCAGGGGGCGGAGCCGGAGGAGUUGGAGGCGGGCCCGGAGGAGCAUGGGGCGGAGCCGGAGGAGUUGGAGGCGGGCCCGGAGGAGCAUGGGGCGGAGCCGGAGGAGUUGGAGGCGGGCCCGGAGGAGCAUGGGGCGGAGCCGGAGGAGUUGGAGGCGGGCCCGGUGGAGCAUGGGGCGGAGCCGGAGGAGUUGGAGGCGGGCCCGGAGGAGCUGGGGGUGGGGUCGGUGGAGCAGGGGGCGGGCCCGGAGGCGGAGCUGGAGCACCUGUUAUUCCUCAGACUGGCCUGCCAGCUGGGAAGACUGGAGGAAAGGCUUCAAAAGUCCCAGGUGUGGGAAUGCCAGGACUCUAUCAAGGUGGACUUGUGCCUGGACAAGGAUUUGGGAGUCGGGGAGUCCUGCCUGGAGUGGCCACAGGAAACGGAGUGAGACAGUCAGGGCAUCUGGGCCCGGUUGCCGUGGGAACUAAUGGUGGGCGUGGGGGCUUUGAUCCCCGUCAGCCAGGUGUGUUCCGGGGGUAUCCAAUCAUUGCACCCAAAACCCAAGCCGGCAAGGCUCAAGCUAAAGCAGCUAAAUACGGGGGUGUGGCCGGAGCUGGUGGCGUUCCGGGUGCUGGUGGAGUUCUGGGUGCCGGUGGCGUUCCAGGUGCUGGGGGUGUUCCUGGAUUUGGUGGCGUUCCAGGUGCUGGUGGCGUUCCAGGCUUUGGUGGAGUUCCGGGUGCGGGUGGUGUUCCAGGCUUUGGUGGAGUUCCGGGUGCCGGCGGCGUUCCUGGAUUUGGUGGCGUUCCAGGCGCUGGUGGUGUUCCGGGUGCCGGUGGCGUUCCUGGAUUUGGUGGCGUUCCGGGCGCUGGUGGUGUUCCGGGUGCCGGUGGAGCUGGAGGUGUGUACCCUUGGGGGUACGGUGGCAGUGCCAAGCCUGCUAAAUACGCACCAGGAGGUGGUGGAAGAGUACUAAGUGCUGGAGGUGCUGGAUUUGGGGGCGGAGCUGGAUUUGGAGGCGGGGCUGGGGGCGUUCCCGGAGCUGGAUUUGGAGGUGGGGCCGGGGGCGUUCCCGGAGCUGGAUUUGGAGGCGGAGCUGGGGGCGUGCCUGGAGCUGGAUUUGGAGGCGGAGCUGGAUAUGGACCGGGGGCUGGAGGGUAUGGACCUGGGGGUAAACCACCUAAAUAUGGUGCGGGUGGAGUACUAGGUGGAGCAGGCGGUGUUCUGGGCGGUGCAGGUGGAGUACCAGGUGGAGCUGGAGGAGUCCCAGGUGGAGCCGGCGCUGUCCCAGGUGCUGGAGUCGGUGGGUAUGGAGGUGGAGUCAAACCUCCUAAAUAUGGUAGGGAUAUUUAACGUUGGGCAUCUGCU
Anguilla rostrata (American eel) is the source of this 3109-nucleotide messenger RNA. RefSeq lists its product as uncharacterized. Bases 623 to 3094 code for a protein of 823 amino acids. The transcript is spliced from 21 exons. The record is from RefSeq and is a predicted model, not a curated record. Gene Ontology annotation, molecular function: extracellular matrix structural constituent. NCBI's taxonomy places the organism in Eukaryota, Metazoa, Chordata, Actinopteri, Anguilliformes, Anguillidae.